Cotesia glomerata is the source of this 1972-nucleotide messenger RNA. Its product is annotated as adenosine deaminase 2-like. Lineage: Eukaryota; Metazoa; Arthropoda; Insecta; Hymenoptera; Braconidae. Gene Ontology annotation, biological process: adenosine catabolic process; inosine biosynthetic process. The record is from RefSeq and is a predicted model, not a curated record. The transcript has 3 exons. Bases 102 to 1640 code for a protein of 512 amino acids. Gene Ontology annotation, molecular function: adenosine deaminase activity.
AUUUAUCAACAACUUACUCGUCAUCGAAAGCAGUCUUGUAGAGUCUAUCAGUCAGUUUAGAAGUAAAUAUAAUUCUAUUAUCGACAUCGAUUUAUUAAUUAAUGUCAGUCAUGAAUAAAUUUAAUGAGUCGAUAAUUUUUUUGUUGGGAUUAAUUAAUCUCAUUAAAGCAACACCAGUGGCUGAUAAUAGAGAUUAUUGGAAUAAACGUGCAGCGAUAUUGAGUGCAGAAAAAAAUAAUUUUAUGGGCAGCAAUUUAUUACUCAGCUCUGAUGAGCAGUUAGCUAAUGAGGUAUUGGGUAAUCUUAAGAAGGAAGAAAUCGAUCAAGCGUUUGAAGAUCAAACAAAAUUUUACCCAGCGAGUAAUUUCAUGCAAGUACAAAGCAAAAUUGAAAAAUCAAAGGUAUUUCGUGUUAUUAAAAUGAUGCCCAAGGGCGCAGUUCUUCAUACGCAUGAUUUAUCCCUCGUCUCUGAGAACUGGCUGUAUAAUAACGUUACGUACCGAGACAAUUUAUAUAUAUGUAAUCAGACUGAAAGCUUGAUGCUCAAGUUUUUCGCUGCGCCUCCUAGUGACUGCGACUGGAAAUUGCUGAAAGAUGUUCGCGAAAGCGCGGCUUCACUUGAUGACGUAAACACACAAAUUCGUGGAGAACUUUCGUUGAUUACUGAUAAUCCAGAUGCUGCUUAUCCUGAUAAUUAUUUCGCCUGGAUUAAAUUCCUUAAAGUUUACAAGGUUCUUAGGUCGAUGGUGACUUAUAGGCCAGUUUUUGAAGAUAGUUUUUACCAAGCUCUUCAAGAGUUUCACGAUGACAAUGUAUUUUACUUAGAACUACGUGCUUCGUUACCGACGGUUUAUGAUUUGAAUGGGACUGAAUAUGGACAAAUGGAAGUUAUGAAGAUUUAUCAAGAAGUAGCUGACAGGUUUAAAAAAGACUAUCCUGAUUUCUUUGGCGUCAAAGUGAUAUUUUCACUUUCAGCAAUAAAAAAAAUAGCGUCUCUACGAAAAAUCGACGAGUCCAUUAGCAAAGCUAUCGAAAUGAAGAACAAAUUCUCAGAAUUAUUCGCAGGCUUAGACAUGGAUGGCUACGAGGACAGAAGAAUGCCUUUGAAAAAGUUUGUUGAACAACUGACAAAAAUAAAUAGUGAAAUAAAAUUUUUCUUCCACGCCGGAGAAACUAAUUGGAACGGUUUCGAUUCAGAUGAAAAUGUCUUAGACGCAGUUCUGCUGAAUACUUCGCGAAUCGGACACGGUCUCGCGAUUCUAAAGCACCCGAAAAUCUUAAAACUAGCCAAGGAAAAAAAUAUCCCUCUUGAAAUGUGCCCGGUUUCAAAUCAAGUUUUAAAACUAACUCCAGAUCUACGGAAUCAUCCCGCCAGUAUGUUGUUCGCUGAAAACUACCCCGUUGUCAUUUCAAAUGACGAUUCCGGCUUGUGGGGAUCUACGGGACUCAGCUACGAUUUUUACGAAGCUUUCAUGGGAAUAAUGCCUCGAAGCGCCGAUUUAAGGGCGUUGAAACAGCUCGCGAUUAAUUCCAUAAUUUACAGCGCAAUGAAUGAUCACGAAAAGCAAAGGGCGCUCGGAAUUUGGUUUCAAAAAUGGGCGGAAUUUAUUAGGAAAGUUAAUAAUUUGACGGAUUUGUAAAAUAUUUUAUCGAUUACAAUGCCUUUCAAAUAUUAUAAAGUAGCUGUCAAUCGCUUUGCGGGGCUUGAGUUGAAAUUCGUUCAUGUUUUUUAGUAAAGCAAUUUUUCAACUUUAUAUCUCAAUUACUUUAUCCGCAACUGUGUUCUUCAGAACUUUUGUGAACAUUUGUAAUUUUUUAUUUACAAGAGUAUACUGAAAGAAAUUUUAUUUUCAAAUUACUAUUAAAUUCACGGUAAUUGUGGGACAGAUGACACAGUUUCAUAAUUUUUCGAUAAACGAAAUAAUUUAUUAAUUUUUUUUCAACAAAUUUUACCGUAGUCUAUCAAAAAUUU